Ceraceosorus guamensis is the source of this 899-nucleotide messenger RNA. RefSeq names its product putative NTF2-nuclear transport factor. Lineage: Eukaryota; Fungi; Basidiomycota; Exobasidiomycetes; Ceraceosorales; Ceraceosoraceae. Gene Ontology annotation, cellular component: nuclear pore central transport channel. Bases 155 to 517 code for a protein of 120 amino acids. The record is from RefSeq and is a predicted model, not a curated record. Gene Ontology annotation, biological process: protein import into nucleus. The transcript has 5 exons.
ACUCCAACACCCACCACCCCCAUCUUUCAAACGUAGAUUUCCAUUGCGAAUCUCGAUUCUCGAGAGCUCCAAACGCAAUCUUCCACAUCCCAUCGCUACAACUCUAGUACGCCGCUCCGCAAAGAGGAGAAGGAAAAAAGAAAAGAUGGCAAGCAUGGAUCAGAUCGCUCAACAAUUCACAGACUUUUAUUAUCAGACUUUUGAUUCUGAUAGGUCUGCUCUGGCCAAUCUUUACAGAGCAAAUUCGAUGCUCACCUUCGAAGGAGCUCAAGUUUCAGGUGCUCAACCCAUCGUCGAGAAGCUUUCGGGCCUACCUUUUCAGCGCGUGCAGCACAAGGUGGAGACGCGCGAUGCUCAACCUACCGGAGAUGGUAAUGCGCUCGUGGUGAUGGUGACCGGUGCCUUGCAGGUGGACGACUCUCCUCAACCCAUGAGGUUCUCCCAAGUAUUCACGCUCAACCCAGAAAACGGCUCUUACUACGUCUUCAACGAUCUUUUCAGGCUGGUCUACGGCUAGAUGGUCGACCGCACGUCUAGCAAGCGAGAGUCUGGAGGGAGAAAGCAGGGCACACGCUCUUUGGGCAAGUGACGCCUCCCCCCCCUCACACAACGAAGGAUCAAGUGUUUGAAAAAUUCGCAAUUCAAGAUCGUCCCGAGUCAGAUGCUCAAGAUUUUCAUGUCAGAAAUAGCUCUGGCGCUCGCUCGGAAGAAAAGUGCCUGUUGAGAUUUUGCAUUUCCCAGCCCCCUUUCCCCUUCGCUCUGUUCAUCGUUCUUUGCCGGAGACGCGCUCAUGCCUGUAGAUCGCUUGAGGAUUGGCCUAGAGGGCGCAGCUCGGCGCGGCGUGGCGCGACAGGUAUGCGCGGCGUGGCGUGGAAGGUAUUGGGUGCACAAGGUCUCGC